Sorghum bicolor (sorghum) is the source of this 2310-nucleotide messenger RNA. Its product is annotated as anthocyanin regulatory R-S protein. The record is from RefSeq and is a predicted model, not a curated record. The coding region runs from base 355 to 2121 and encodes 588 amino acids. The transcript has 9 exons. Gene Ontology annotation, molecular function: protein dimerization activity. NCBI's taxonomy places the organism in Eukaryota, Viridiplantae, Streptophyta, Magnoliopsida, Poales, Poaceae.
AUUCCCAAAAUAGAGUGUAUAUAUUUGCCUGCUUGCAACCGUAUACACUUAUUUUUCAGAAAAAAGGCGUCUUGUACUAGCUAGCAUAUACCCGUUCCCUUAGCGCUGAGGGGAUUGGAGCUCUUCUUCGAUCCGAUUCUUGUCCACCGUUGCAUGAAAGCUUUCGCAGUCUAGCUACUACGUACUUCCUUCUACGUCUUCCUUUGGACGCCGGUUCAUGACGGAUCGUAUGAUGAUUAGUACUGAGCUAGCUAGAAUCGAGUUAUACUCAUUGUACCUGCAGCUAAUUAAGCUGGGUUGUUUUCCUUCACAUAGCUAGAGCCUACAGUAUCAGGAAUAGCAGUAAGGCGCGCGAUGGCACCAUCAGCUUCCCCGGUUCAGGAAGGACUGCAGCAGGCCGCUGAGAGGCAGUUGAUGAGGAACCAGCUCGCUGCAGCCGCGAGGAGCAUCAACUGGACCUAUGCCUUCUUCUGGUCCAUUUCAAGCACUCAACCAGGUCGCAGGGUGCUGACGUGGACAGACGGAUUCUACAACGGCGAGGUGAAGACGAGAAAGAUCUCCAGCUCCGUGGAGCUUACAGCCGACCAGCUCGUCAUGCAAAGAAGCGAGCAGCUCCGGGAGCUGUACGAGGCCCUCCUGUCCGGCGAGUGCGACCGCCGCCCGGCGCCGGUGCGGCCGGUCAGCUCGCUGUCGCCGGAAGACCUCGGGGACACCGAGUGGUACUACGUGGUCUGCAUGACCUACACUUUCCGGCCUGGCCAAGGGUUGCCGGGCAGGAGUUUUGCAAGCAACGAGUAUGUCUGGCUGUGCAACGCGCACCUCGCCGCCAGCAAAGCCUUCCCCCGCGCACUCCUGGCCAAGAGCGCGUCCAUUCAGUCAAUCGUCUGCAUCCCGCUUAUGGGUGGCGUGCUUGAGCUUGGUACAACUGAUACGGUGCCGGAGGACCCUGACUUGAUCAGCCGAGCAACCGCAGCUUUCUGGGAGCCGCAAUGUCCGACAUACUCGGAAUAUCCGAGCACCAACCCUUCAGCAAACGAGACCGGCGAGGCCGCAGAUGACGACGUGGUAGUGUUCGAGGACCUUGAUCCCAAUGCCAUGGACAUGGAGACGAUGACCGCCUUCGGGGGACACGGACAGGAACUAGGAGAAGCCGAGAGCCUGUUCAAUGCAAACCUCAAGUACAUCACGAAGGAGUUCGACGAGUUCUACAGCCUCUGCGAGGAAAUGGACAUGCAACAACUUGAGGAUGAUUGGACCAUGGUGAACGGGUCUAACUUCGAAGAUCCCUCGUCCCUGCAGCCAGCGCCCCCGGGCGCUACUACUGCUAACGUUGCCGACACCUCAAGCACACGCGCUGAUAGCUCUCGCGCGACCAGCUUCAUGGCUUGGACGAGGUCCUCGCAGUCGUACUCUGAUGAAGUGGCGGCAGUGUCGGUCAUCGAAGAGCCGCAAAAAUUGCUGAAGAAAGUGGUGGCCGGCAGCGGAGCUUGGGCGAACUAUGGUGGCAGGGACACGAUAGGAACAUUCCAGCAAAGUGGCAUCAAGAAUCACAUCAUGUCACAGCGAAAGCGCCGGGAGAAGCUCAACGAGAUGUUCCUCAUUCUCAAGUCAUUGGUUCCGUCCGUUCACAAGGUGGACAAAGCAUCGAUCCUCGCCGAAACGAUAGCCUACCUCAAGGAGCUUCAGCGAAGGAUACAAGAGCUGGAGUCCAGUAGGGAACUUACAACGCACCCAUCCGAAACGACAAGAUCAAUAAAGAAAACUCGUGGCAAUGGGAGUGUCAGGAAGAAACCCUAUGCGGGCUCCAAGAGGAAGAGCCCAGAUGACCUGGAGAAAAAGCAUGAGCACCCCUGGAUCCUCCCCAAAGACGGCACCAGCAACAUCACCGUCACUGUCGGGAACACGGACGUCCUACUAGAGGUGCAAUGCCGGUGGGAGGAGCUCCUGAUGACACGGGUGUUUGACGCCAUCAAGAGUCUCCAUUUGGAUGUUCUGUCGGUUCAGGAUUCGGCACCAGAUGGCUUUAUAGGGCUCAAGAUACGAGCUCAGUUUGUUGGCUCCGGUGCUAUCAUGCCUUGGAUGAUCAGCGAGGCUCUUCGCAAAGCUAUAGGGAAGCGAUGAAGGGGCAGUAGUUUGAAUAUCGAUCUACGUGGAAAGCUUCAUGAAUCGAAGCAAAUGUGUAUUCCUUGUGGAAGCCUAUUAUAUUUGUGUAAAAUCUAGUGUACUUUGUGCGAACACGUUGUGGAUAUAUAUUCAUGUGUAAGAAUGAUGAGUGAUUAUCAAGAGAUGACCGAGCUUUGGUUAAGUGUG